GCUAUUACGUUUUUAAUAUUGGUUAGUUCACUUAGCUUUGAUGAUAUAUUAGGUCAAACAUACGCUAUUUAUAUUAUUGCCAUAGCUGGAGCAGAAUCCGCUAUAGGUUUAGGAAUUUUAGUAGCUUUUUAUAGAUUCGUCUUUUUUCAAAUCAAACCAUCUAUCCUUUAA
This is a messenger RNA of Didymella exigua CBS 183.55, 171 nucleotides long. RefSeq lists its product as uncharacterized. Lineage: Eukaryota; Fungi; Ascomycota; Dothideomycetes; Pleosporales; Didymellaceae. The transcript has a single exon. The record is from RefSeq and is a predicted model, not a curated record. The annotation marks the transcript as partial. Gene Ontology annotation, biological process: ATP synthesis coupled electron transport. Gene Ontology annotation, molecular function: NADH dehydrogenase (ubiquinone) activity.